This is a messenger RNA of Centruroides sculpturatus (bark scorpion), 1096 nucleotides long. RefSeq lists its product as uncharacterized. NCBI's taxonomy places the organism in Eukaryota, Metazoa, Arthropoda, Arachnida, Scorpiones, Buthidae. The transcript is spliced from 9 exons. Bases 1 to 945 code for a protein of 314 amino acids. The record is from RefSeq and is a predicted model, not a curated record.
AUGAACAGCACACAGGAGACUGAAAUGGGAACAUGUACAAAUAGACGAGGAAUUAAUAAAGCUGGUUUACAAAUGGAGAAUGAAAGGAAAGAGAUGACUUUUUAUACUUUAAUAUUGACUGCUAGUCUAUUCAAUAUGUAUAUUAAACAUUUACCUGAUUCUUCGCAAAAGUCAUUCAAAAACUUAAUUCUUCUAGGAGUAUUUAAUCUAUUUUCGACAAUAUGUGCUGGAUUAUGUGUUAUCUCAUCCGUCCUUUUAUUAGUUGGCCUGUGUGUGGAUAACCGUCUGAUGCUUCUACCCUGGAUUUUCUCCGUUUCCAUAACGACGUUGUUGGAUGUGAUUUUGUCCUUUUACUUUUUUACUGAAACAGAAAUCGACUCGUUUCUCGCAAUUCUUUUUGUAAUUGAUACGACAAUUUGUGCCUUAAAUAUUUAUAGUAUUUUAUGUGUGAUAUCUCAGUAUCAAGAAUACCAAGCAGGUAGAGGUAGAGCUGGACAAUGCCAUAUAUCUCAACAGCCAGUAGUUCAGUAUUACACCACCCCAAUAUGCGAGACGAGGCCAAGAGUUUCCAUCAAAGUAUCAGAAAAUGAUUCGAAUUCGGACUCCCAGAUGGCGCCACCGUCUAAUCACCAAGUAUUGAUCAUCAAUAAAGAAGCUGAGGAGCAAGAUACAGGAUUGUGGGUGAGCAACGGGAAUGCAAACUCUACACGCGGAGCCGCCCCCUGGUGUCACGAAAAGGAAUUAUCUGAUAACGAGCCUGGAACAUCCGUUCUUUGCAAUGAAAUCGAACCCCUUCUUAAGAUCUGCAAAGGCAACAGACUACCGUUUCCAAAUAUUUCUGAAGACAGAAGAACUACAAAAACCUCAAGUGUGGAGAAAACAGUGAAAACCAGCAAUUCUUUCACAUCUUCCAAUUGUCUUAAUGAAUAUUCUGGUUUUUUAUAAGAAGUUUAUUCAUGUUUAAUAACUAAUCUUUUCGGAAAAGAAAUUCAAAUUACUGGCAUGUUAACCAUAAUAAUAAUAAUAAUAAUAAUAUUUAAUUGUCUUUUUAUUGUAUGUUGUGGAAAAAAAAGAAGAAGACAACCAUUAAGCAAUA